AUGGAGGCGUGUGUCCUGGCAAACUGCACUACCAGGGAAGGUCUCACAACGCAAAGUGUUGCGGCAGAGGGGUGCAAAUGGCCUGUCCGUGACAAGGGCAUUGACGUCGCUGUCAUAGGACCAGUGCUAGCUGGCGUCAGUCUCGUCUUUGUUAUCUUACGCCUCAUCGUCAGAAACCCGACGAAGAGUGAGCUGUCCGGCUGGGAUGACGUUAUCAUUACUGUAGCGUGGUUGGCUGUCCUGCCACUUUCAGUGCUCGAUGUCUUCCUUUACAAGCACGGAUUAGGGAAAGACAUCUGGCGGGUGCCAUUCGACGACAUUACGCAGUUGCUCAAGUACUUUUGGGCUGGCGAAAUGCCAUAUCUCACCUGCACAGUCUUAGUCAAGAUUGCGAUACUUCUGUUCUAUCUCAAAGUCUUCCCGAACCAAACGUUCAAGACGAUCUGCAAAGUCAUGGUCGGGUUAUGCAUCGCCUUUUGGAUCAGCUUCUUCUUCGCGCUGACGUUCCAGUGCACCCCUGUCUCAUAUGCCUGGCUCAGGUGGGACGGUGAGCACGAAGGCUCGUGCAUCAAUGUCUAUGUCGGAGGUUUCGCGCACGCGGCGCUCAACAUGGUGUUCGACAUCGCCAUCUUAAUCAUGCCGCUUCCGUUGAUUUACCGGUUGCAGCGGCAUUAUUCUUGGCGGCAGAAGUCUCACAUCUUCGUAAUGUUCAGCUUCGGUCUUAUUGUCACGAUUGUCUGCAUACUCCGGCUCAACACGCUCAUCACGUUUGGCAACUCGCUCAAUCCAACAUACGACUACACAGCAGCUGCGAUAUGGUCCGUAGUUGAGGCCCACGUCGCGAUCAUCUGUGCGUGCUUGCCAGCUGCCAAAAAGUUCCUCGUCAAAUUCGUACCUAGCUGGAUUGGGGUUACUACGAAGGACUCGAAGCAUUCUCGCACUGCGUCCGGAGGGAUACCGAAAGACCACUGGAAGCCCAGCGGCAGCAAGCGCGACUCGAACACAAAGUCGUCUGGCAUAGUCAGUGUGCGGCCACAUACCGAUUCUGAAGGGUUCACGGAGCUUGUCAGCAUUGAGGAGCAGCGCGAUAUAGAGGACAACGAGUCACGCGCUGCUAUGUCGCCGCGGAGCCUGAGUCCUCUGGCUGUGCUUCCGAGCUAUAGCAGGCACAAUACGCCUACGCCGUUUGAUGAUACGCAGAGAAGGCAGUUGGACUCAUAUGGUAUCGCGCGUGGAAGUGAUUUCAGAUAA
This is a messenger RNA of Cyphellophora attinorum, 1251 nucleotides long. RefSeq lists its product as uncharacterized. NCBI's taxonomy places the organism in Eukaryota, Fungi, Ascomycota, Eurotiomycetes, Chaetothyriales, Cyphellophoraceae. The transcript is spliced from 3 exons. Bases 1 to 1251 code for a protein of 416 amino acids. The record is from RefSeq and is a predicted model, not a curated record.